CUAUUUUUUUACACUUUAUGGUAAGGUUGAAAAAAUUUUUUUUUGAUGGAGACGUCUUUUGAAAAUGUUUUGGAUAAAAUAAUAGCAGAAGAUUCCAACAUUGAAUGGCUUAUUAUAACGGAUAGUAAAGGAUAUUGCGUUGGGCAUAGAGGUAAAGUUAACAAAGAGAUAUCUGGAAUAGUUUCCGAAAUUUCUAAUUUAUCCUUCUCUCUUUUUAAUCAAAAUAAAGACGAUGUCGAAAAAUUGAUUGAUAUUGGUGAGAGUGAUAAUGAAUUAAUCACAAUAAAUUCAAAACUAGGAACCAUCUAUCUCAAAUCAAACGGAAAAUAUAUCUUCGCCAUGAAAAUGAAAUGAGCACCUAAUUUUCUUUAUUUUUUUUGCCAAUUAUUGUAUAAAUAUUAUAAGUUACAAUUACAUUUGAUAAUAAAACCUAGACUGACGAUGCAUUCAUUCAUAAUGCAUAUGCAAAUCAGCUGGACCCGCCAUUUUGAUAACCCGUAUAUUAAUUAGUCUCCAUGUUGAAAACUAAACUAUUAAAUUGAUAACUCGCUUCCCCUUAUUAUAUCCAUGAUCAGGCAAUUCCUUUAAUAAAGUUUGCGUCAGACAUGGGGAAUAAAUUUUUUAAUAAUGAUACGGGUAAACAAAAAGGCGUCCCCAGCUGUUUUUUAUCGAUGUUACACUUUUUAAUAAAUGUAUCGUCAGUCUAGGUAUUAUUAUAAUCUCAUUGGAUAAGAAUUUCUAAAAACUUUUCACAAAAAAAAUAUUAUAAAUAAUCUAUCAUUGUUAAUAAUGGAUAUCUACACUUGUUAUUUGAAGAUAAAAAAAACCAACUUUACAUAUAUAUACAUAUUUCCUUCUUUCUUUCAUACAUAGAAAAUAUAUUUUAUAACAUCAUUUUGUUUUACUCAAUAUAGAAGAUACAUUUAUAUUUAUUGCAUUAAGAAUACAAUGUAUAUUUUUUUUAUUAAAUGAAUGAAUAUUUUAUAGAGAUUUUUUUUUAAAAAGUCACAUCACAUAAAACAAUAUACUUAUUUAUAUAUAUAUAAAUAAUUUUUACACUUAUUAUAUAAAUAACGAUAUACAAAUUAAAGAAACGCAUCGUGUACGCAUAAU
Gordionus sp. m RMFG-2023 is the source of this 1113-nucleotide messenger RNA. RefSeq lists its product as uncharacterized. Gene Ontology annotation, cellular component: Ragulator complex; cytoplasm. The transcript has 4 exons. The record is from RefSeq and is a predicted model, not a curated record. Bases 46 to 354 code for a protein of 102 amino acids. NCBI's taxonomy places the organism in Eukaryota, Metazoa, Nematomorpha, Gordioida, Chordodea, Parachordodidae.